Lathyrus sativus (Indian pea) is the source of this 393-nucleotide messenger RNA. The record is from the annotation of a GenBank genome assembly. NCBI's taxonomy places the organism in Eukaryota, Viridiplantae, Streptophyta, Magnoliopsida, Fabales, Fabaceae.
AUGGUGAGGGUUAGUGUCUUGAAUGAUGCUCUCAAGAGCAUGUACAAUGCUGAGAAACGUGGGAAGCGUCAAGUUAUGAUUAGGCCCUCCUCGAAAGUGAUUAUAAAAUUCCUUAUGGUCAUGCAAAAGCAUGGUUAUAUUGGGGAGUUCGAGUACGUUGAUGAUCACAGGGCUGGUAAAAUCGUUGUGGAAUUGAAUGGAAGAUUGAAUAAGUGUGGCGUUAUUAGUCCUCGAUUUGAUGUUAGUGUUAAGGAGAUUGAGGGAUGGACUGAGAGGCUGCUUCCUUCAAGACAGUUUGGAUACAUUGUCUUGACUACCUCUGCUGGUAUCAUGGAUCACGAAGAGGCUAGGAGAAAGAAUGCCGGUGGUAAAGUGUUGGGUUUUUUCUACUAG